AUGGAUAAGGAUUCAAGGGCAAGAGAACUGUCACUGACUCGCAGUUUACACACGGCUCUCAAAGUUAAGGACAGUAAGACCGGAAAAGUUAUUUUAAAAGACAACGUCUUCGAAGACGCUAAACUAGAAGAGCAUAUUAACCAUAUAGAACAUUUGCAAAAGAAAGAGGAAAGCCGGUUACGAUGGGAGAAAGAAUUUAUGAAAAAAAAGUUACUUCGACGCGGUAACUCGAAUCCAGAAUUAUUAACCUUACCACCAAUUGAAGUAGGAGGAAGACUGAGUUGCAGUCCAAGAAUUAGUAGAAGUGUAAAGAAACGCUAUAUUAAUAUGGAGGAGUUUUGUUCCGAUGAUUCCUCGCCAGAACGUAGCUUAUAUUGUUCACUGGAAGAAAUUCAAGAGAAACCACGACUUAGUGUGGUCUCCACGCGGUCGUUACUCGCCUCGCACCCGCAGUCAGCAACUUUACCAGCUCUGUUAUCGCCGAGUUUGACAAGGAAAGACUCCAUGAAUGAUCCUAGAUUUAGAAAGCUGUUACAAAAUCUGGUUCCCAAGACUGAACUCAAGAAGACCAUGUCCAGCGAAAUAUAG
Messenger RNA from Pocillopora meandrina, 588 nucleotides. The record is from the annotation of a GenBank genome assembly. Lineage: Eukaryota; Metazoa; Cnidaria; Anthozoa; Scleractinia; Pocilloporidae.